ACUUUACGGCCGCAUUGGAGGCUCAUUCAAAAUGGAGUCAAGCUGUAGAAAUGUAACUGACUAAAUGCAUAUUUGUUGUACGUCAACCACAAUUGUGUGGAGUUGCGUUUAAACGGUUCACUUGGACACCAAAAUACGUAACUCUACAUGAUGACUGACGAUAAGAAGACUGGCUCUUUAGGUUUCUUUUCGAGCUACGACGAUUUGAGCGACAGCAGCGAUUCAGACGAAGAGGCUAAGGACGGCCGGGAAGAGCCGAGAGAGAAGGCGGAGGCAGACGCCGAUGGAAGCGAAUCCAACUCUUUCCAGCAAGGGAGCAAACCAGCUGCUGGUGGAAGUCUUCUACCAAAGCCAGAGGAGUUGUUCAAGUCGGUGUCUAAACCAACUUUUCUCUACAAUCCUCUGAAUAAGGAGAUCGACUGGGAUAGCCUGACAGUAAAGGCUCCCGAAGAGGCUCCUAAGGAGUUUAAGCCAUGGGUCACAAAUGCAGUGCCGCCUCCCCAAAGUUAUGCAGCAGAGCCUGAGAAGAAGAAGGGGCCUCCUCCAGGCAUGGACAUGGCUAUAAAGUGGUCCAAUGUGUAUGAGGACAAUGGUGAAGAUGCACCAAAGGCUUACACAGGCAAAGCCCAGUUCCUCCCUCCCGAGGAGCAACCUAUUGACUCAGAUGAGGAGUCCAAAGCGUCUCCUGUGUCAGUCAAGAAACGUCGAGUGGAGACCUUUCAACAGAAGGAGAAGAGGAAGAGGGACUUGGGACAAGCCACUUCUGACAAGAAUUUCGUAGAAGAGGAGAAAAGGAUCCUGAGACAGAAGAUUGAGUGAAAUCCAAAGUGGCUACAAAAUUGAAUCACUGUCAUAUGUGAACAUUUUACAUCAGGAAAGAGCAUUAGCACAACCUACUGAGGUGGGUCGCAGUCCUUAGUAGAAAUUGGACACCGUGUUUGUGAGGGUUUUUGUUGGUCUUCACAUUUGCUUUUUAUGAACAAAUUCAAAACUAACAUAAUUCUGGUCUGUUUGGAUCCGUACUAUACCGUGUGGAGCUGUAGUUUGUCAGUAGUUUUUAUUUGUCGUGUGUUGUACUCUGUUUCUGUCAAUUAUGUUGUGUUAUAGUAACAUCCCAGCUCUUGACUGGUGCACUCUGCUUUUUGGCACCAGAUGGCGCCUUUAUGCUACUCAACAAUCCACUGCCUUGGCGUUGUCUUGUAUUUCAUGCAGUGUUUUCUCUUUAAAAAAAAAAAAAAAGGUAAUGACGACCAUGGUUUGUCUCAUCUUGGAUAUUUUAGAUCAGCAAUACUGUCUGUUCACACAUAUGUGUGGAAGUAAUUCAAAUUAUUGACCUUGCUUUAGGUAUAAUGCAAAAGAAAACUGGAUUUUGUCAUCUUAAUUUUAAAGUUCUCAAUGAAUGGCUGAUUGUCAUUAAACCAGAUUUAUUUUA
Molecule: messenger RNA, 1432 nt
Organism: Dunckerocampus dactyliophorus (ringed pipefish)
Lineage: Eukaryota; Metazoa; Chordata; Actinopteri; Syngnathiformes; Syngnathidae
Gene: c10h1orf52
Product: chromosome 10 C1orf52 homolog
Exons: 3
Coding region: 148-819 (223 amino acids)
Source: RefSeq, a predicted model, not a curated record